AUGCGCGGUGCUCUUUCGCCGUAUAUACCUCGUAUUGAAAUAGAAUCUCGGUUUUCAAGAACUCACCGGUUGGCACUGGAGGCAGAGGUGCUGAAAAAGCUACAGAACAGGCCACACGUACUCCAGUUCAUCGACAAUGGAGUCAGCAACAACGUAUGUUUCCUUGUUAUGCAGAUGGCAGGUAGAAACCUGACCACUCUGAAGAGGAAAUGUAGCCGUCAGCACUUCACGCUGUGUACCGUAGUUCUCUUGGGCAUACAGUGCAUCGAGAGUGUUCGGCAGGUGCAUGAAGUGGGAUACAUACACCGGGACGUGAAACCGAGGAAUUUCGUCGUUGGCAUCGAAGAGCACGACAGACGAAUAGUCUACAUAUUGGACUUCGGCUUGGCCAGGCGAUUCCGGCAAGAGGACGGCAUCAUGUGCCAGCCGAGGCCUAAGGCCAAAUUUCGAGGAACAACUCGUUACGCCUCGCCGAACGCCCACCAAGGGAAAGAGCUCGGCAGACACGACGACUUGUGGAGCAUCUUGUACUCGCUGGUUGACAUGUACAAGGGUGACCUACCUUGGAGAACAGUAAAAAAGGAAGUCGUUGGGGAAAUCAAGAACAACAUCAAGCCAGAACAACUUUUUGACGAUAUGCCGAAACAGUUCUACGAAAUUUGGAAUAAACUGAAGGCCGCCAGCUACGCCGACCAACCGGACUAUGAUUGGUAUACACAGCAGAUGAGGGACAUCAUGAAAGCGAACGACUACGAGGAGAAUGCAUCGUUUGACUGGGAACUCAUUCGGCCAUGCAGUUUCUCUUCCUUAACCCGUUUCAAACGCUCCACGUCGUUAUUCAAGAAGGCAAUGUCAGCCAUCAUGUGUAAAGUGCGUGCCAGGAAAAAUUCUCAAAUGAAAAAAGCAAAUCUAAUGAACUAA
Messenger RNA from Soboliphyme baturini, 921 nucleotides. Lineage: Eukaryota; Metazoa; Nematoda; Enoplea; Dioctophymatida; Soboliphymatidae. The record is from the annotation of a GenBank genome assembly.